UAACAAUCGUGAACGUACCCCAAAUGACAUUUGUAUGUUAAGGUUAUGUUUAGAAUUUUCACCGAUGAUUUUAUGCUGAGUUAUUAGGUCGGACAAAAUGGCCGUUGUGGAAUAUUCCGAAAAUUAUGCCCGCAUGGGUUCGUUCUCCAACAAGGUCCACAAUUGCAAAAUUUGCUCAUUCUUCUCCACAUCGCUGUUCCGAAUGGUAAACCACGUGAGAACCCACCGUUCACCGUUAACCCACUUCAACUGCGAAAAAUCCAACGUUGAAUUAUACUUUUGCAAGGAUUGCAACUUCCAAACUGACCUAACCUUACUUAUGAAAAAACACAUCGAAAAAUACCACAGCUCUCAUCCACGAAACGCAAACAACUUGCAAGAGGACGAAAUUCAAAGUUAUAUUUGUAAGCAAUGUAGUUUUGAAACACAUUUUUUGUUGAAAUGGCUGCAACAUGUUGAAAUGUGCCCAGAACCCAAAAAUGGGUUGCAAUUCAUUUGCACAAAUAAUACAAAACCAGAAAUAAGUUGGUAUCAAUACAAAAACUGUUCAGACAGAAAGGAUACUUUGAAACGACAUAUGGUUAAUAUCCAUUUAAGUGAAAAUCAUUCUGACUGGCAUCAAUGUGACAAGUGUCCAUUCAAAGCCAAAUUUCACUAUGGGUUAAAUAGACACAUACAUAGGCGACAUUUAAAAAGCACAGAGAAAGCGAAUUUCACUUGGUACAAAUGUGCUCACUGUCAAUUAAAAACAGUUUCCUUGGACUUUUUAAAUCAGCAUGUCAGUGAAAAACACACUAGAGCAGACGCUGAAUAUAAGUGUGAGCACUGUCCCUACAAAACAACAAGAACAAAUUUUCUGACACGUCACAUCAUGAACGUGCACCAACGCGACCAGCUUAAGCAGUUUCAAUGUGACCAAUGCUCAUACAAAGCAACCAGAAAAGAUCAUCUGAAACGUCACACAGUGAACAUGCACAAACCUGACGAGAAGAAGUGGUUGCAGUGUGACUAUUGUCCAUACAAAUCAACAAGAAAUGAUCAUCUGAAACGUCAUAUAGCGAACAUGCACGAACCCGACGGGAACAAGUGGUUUCAGUGUGACCAAUGUUCAUACAGAACAACAAGAAAUGAUCAUCUGUUUCGUCACACCAUGAAGAUUAAGCACUUUCAGUGUAACCAAUGUUUCUACAAAACAACACGAAAACAUCAUCUGACACGUCACACCAUGAAGAUGCACCAAGGUGAUCAUACUAAGCAGUUUCACUGUGACCAUUGUUCGUACAAAUCAACAAAAAAAGGCCAUUUGAUUCUUCACAUCAUGAACGUGCACCAACUCGGCCAGAUUAAACAGUUUCAGUGUGAGCAAUGUUCGUACCAAACCACGCAAAAACAUAAUAUGACACGUCAUAGCAUGAACGUGCACCAACGCGACCAAAUUAAGUGGUUUCAGUGUGACCAGUGUUCGUACAAAUCAACAAGAAAUGAUCAUCUGAAAAGUCACACAUUGAAGAUGCACGAACCCGACCGGAACAAGCAACUUUAAUGUGAUCGUUCGCGGAGUGGCUACGCACUAGAUUGAGGAGGAAUAUAUCCAAAUUUACAUAAGGUUGUGUACUGUUAUUUAUUGUAAAAUUGUGACUUUUGAAACAAUGAAGAAUACAAAAAUUUUAAAAUGAAAAA
Molecule: messenger RNA, 1680 nt
Organism: Zophobas morio
Lineage: Eukaryota; Metazoa; Arthropoda; Insecta; Coleoptera; Tenebrionidae
Product: zinc finger autosomal protein-like
Exons: 2
Coding region: 98-1543 (481 amino acids)
Biological process (GO): regulation of transcription by RNA polymerase II
Molecular function (GO): RNA polymerase II transcription regulatory region sequence-specific DNA binding; DNA-binding transcription factor activity, RNA polymerase II-specific
Source: RefSeq, a predicted model, not a curated record